CGUUUGUAAAUGUGGUGACCAUUUAUAUAAACGAAUACUUAGGUAUUUCUAUUUUUGAAAUCUUAUCAUGCUUUGGGAAUGCGCCAGCAUUCCUGAACAUGGUAUUCAAGGAGUCUACCAACUUUAUGAUCAAGCCGAGUAGCGGUGAGUUGCUGUCCCGCCUGGCUCCUGGCAUCAGCGUCACCUUCGCAGUGACCUUUGUGCCUACACAGUUUGAGGACUACGUGCACAGGGUCUCUUUCUACACCGAUGUUGAUCAAUACGUCGUGCCUUUGAUAGCACUUGGCCCGAGACCAAUCUUUGAUUUCCCAGAUGAAAUUGUCAUGCCACCGACACCACUUAAAAUCGAAACUCAAGUGUCGUUAGGUGUUCAUAAUAUUUGUGGUGUUCCAGCUGGUUUUACCAUAGCCACGAGGAGCCCUUUUACAAUACAACCAAAGUCUGCUUAUUUAUUUCCAAAUACAAAAAUUGAGCUCGUAGUCGGCUUUAAAACUAUGCAUCUGGGAGAAACAGUUGGAAAAUUGACGGCGGUGUUUGAGACUGGUGAAGUGUUCCAUAUAAAAGUGAUUGCCACAACGCACACAGUUAGUAUAGAACUUGAAAAAUCAGUAGUCAGAUUCUUGGACACUUAUAACACAAUGGUGCGGCAUCAAACUUACAAAAUUACUAACAAAUCAAACGAGUUAGUAACCUAUAUGUGUAUGAAGAAUGAUAGCGUUUAUAAUGAUUUUGAGGAUAAAAUAAAGUUGGCGACAAUAUUUUACAAUCUAAAGGCUGGCGAGUCAGAGAAGUACAGGAAGUUGGUGCACUAUGACGUGCUGAGCAGUGACGAACAUGAGCGCGUCUACACGAGGAUCUUCUACGACGAGAUACAGGCGCUCGUCGCUGAUGAAACAUUACAGUUUCAAGAUACGCACUUCUCUAUUUUGCCUAUUAAAGGAAAAUUAUGGCCAAAUAAAACGACGGAAUUGACUAUAACGUUUGCACCUAAAGAAAUAGGUGAUUUCCGGGCUGUCGCGUAUUUGGACAUCGAUGGAAUUUACGAGCGAGUGCCUCUGACAAUGCAGGGAACAGCGAUACCUCCCUCCAUAUAUUUACACCUGGAAACUCUAGAUAUGGAUAACGUUUAUAUCAACACGAAGUAUAAUUAUGAGAUAGUCGCAAUCAAUAAAGGUCAUAUUAAUGGCAUAAUCAUGUAUAAAGAAGUAGCACCACUAUUUGGCAGUAUUAUUAGUUGUACACCAGAGAAACAUUGUUUGCGGCCAGGAGAAAAAGAAACAUUCACUAUAUCAUUCCUGAACUCGAACCAGGGUCCAUACUUCGAAGAAUUAAAUUUCGUCAUCCCUGAUACGGAUGUAGUACGAAAACUAUAUUUGAAAGGAGAUGUAAUAUACCCGUCGUUGACGUUUAGUGUACCAUGUCUAGACUUUGAGAAAGUCAGUAUUGGAGUUCCCAAGACGUUGCAAAUAGAGGCUAUUAAUGAGUCAGUGGUGAACGUGAAAGCUAACGUGAAGAUAUCGUCUGACGGCCCUGAAAUAAGCAGCAUCACUUUAGAAGAUUGCGAUGCCUCCGGAAGUAUGCAAUUGGAGACGCCUCAAUGGCCCAGAGAAUUUAACAUUGAUCCUUGUAAUAUUGAGUUGGAAGCCAAAUCUAGAAUUACGAUAAAGAUAACACUCACGGCGAAUUUGUGCCGAGCAAAUCAGACAUUUCUGGAACUGGAGUUGGACAAGUCUGACAGUCCACCGAUCGUUCUGCCAAUCAGGUACCAUGCGAUGGUUCCAGAAAUCACACCAGCUCCCGACAUCAAACUGCGCGCUUGUUUCUUGGACUUCGUGUACAACUACGAUAUCAUUAUAUCAUCUAAUGAGUUUUGGGGAUUCUCUUCUAUCGAACAACCAUCGUCGGAAGAAACUUUAAAAGUGGAUGUGGGUAUGAAACGUGGUUUAAUUAGACCAAAUACAACGAUAAGUCUGCCAGCUACCAUAGUGACUGAAGUCCUAGGUCUACAGGAGUACACAGUUCGGAUGCAUUUAUUCGGAUUGUCACAGCCUAUUGACAUUUGUCGUAUUAUCGCUAAUGGUGUAAGGCCUAUCGUUACGUGUACUCCGAUGACCUUGCAAUGGGGUCAAACAAAACUGCUUACCAGGACGUGGAAGACUUUGACUCUAUGCAACGAUUCUCCAGUGACAGUCUAUUUUAAAGCGGGUUUGUUGAACCGUGAUGGAAAAUGGACGAUCGAUCCUGCUGAAGGCUCUAUUGACCCUGAGUCUGAAACGGAUCUGACUCUAUUCCUCUAUCUAGUAGAUGCUGAUACCUAUACCAAUAAAGCUGUGAUUCAGUUGGAGAAAGUCAAGGACAUUUUGGUACCUUUAUCAGCUACAGGAGUGGGUACGAGUAUUGUGGUGGGACCAGAUCGGGAUCACGUAAAUCUUGGAAGGCAUUUUGUAAAGAUACCAUUGACGUACAGCGUCAUCAUGGAAAAUUGUGGGACGCGGUUGCAUUCUUUGGAGUGGUUGGAACAUUAUAAAACACCUAAAACGGCGAAGCCGCCUCCAUUAUUUUUUAACUUAGAACCCAGAGCCUUGAAAUUAGCCGGAGGCGAAAAGGUAGAAUUAAAAAUAACUGGCAUGGCUCUUAAAGUAAAUGUAGUCAAAGAGAUAUGGUUUUUAAUAGGUAGUGUGGAAGGAGUUAAUAAGAAAGAGUUACUUCUGGAAUGUCCGCUUGUGGCAGAAUUCGUGGAACCGAAAGUUCUUCUGUCUACUACGCAGAUAGAUCUGCAAUAUGAUUAUGGCCCUUAUAGCGAGUUUUACAAGUUAACAGAUAUCAUGACGAUAAAGAAUGUUUCUAAGCUACCGCUUUAUAUAGAUGUAUCAAUCAGACCACCUUUCGCUAUUGUCAAAAGAGCUGGCACAUACAAAAUUGACCCCGAGGACGAAAAAAUGUGCUGCUGUAUAUGUUACGAUGAAAACGAUUUGAAUAUACAGAAUAUAAUUAAUGAAUGCGGUCCUCACCAGUCGAAAGUAUUUAUAGACUGUUUAACAUUAAAACCAGUUGAACCAUUGCGUAAAGGACCUCUUGAAUUCUUUCAAGACAUUCAUAAAAUUAAAAUGGCUUUCAAUCAAACACACGCUGUUGAAGAGAGAUUAGAGGAUCAAGAAAUAAUGAAGUUACAAAUUUUAUUUGAUACAACCAAACAUUUAACAUUAAAAUCAAGAAUUUAUGCUGAUAUAAUGAGGAUUAAAUUUAAGGGACACAAAAACAAGGAUGCGGUGAAAAUAAUGGGCAGAAUAAGUUUUCCAAAUGUAUCUAUUUUAACACCAAAGGUAGAUUUUCAAUGUAUCUUGAAUGGGAGCGUAGAAAGCAAAACGAUUAAACUGCAAAAUCCUACAAAUUUAUUGGCAUGUUACAAUUUUAAGUGGAAAAAAUGUAAUAUUGGUACAAUACCAUUGCCCGAAGUACCUAUGAUAGACUACCAACUGAAUAAUGUAGGUCAAAUGAAAACAGAGGAACCAGAACAACCUAGCGCCACCACUAUUGAAGAUGUUUUGCCUAGUCCAAGUGAAGCUCCAGAAACAUCCGAAAAAAUUGGGGAUACUGGUGAUAUCCAAGAUCCUCUUUUAGUAGGAGACGAUGGAGAGAUCUUAAAAGGUGUAGAAAAUCCCGAGUCAGAGUCAAUUGACCCCGAAGAAGAAUUUAGACAAAUGAAAAUUAAGAUACUUAAAAAGACUACACCUAUGAUGGAAAUGGAUGAAGAUCCUGGAUUUCAUUGGACACAUAAGUUUCCUAAAAUGAAAAAAUAUAAAAAUCUUGAUCUUAAUGAUUUGUUUCAGCUAAUACCUCACCGGGGAAUACUAAUGCCUAAUAGCACACAAUUUGUGCAUGUUAUAUUCAGACCAACGUACAAUGUCAAUGUCCGCGCCGUCCUCGAGUGCGAAGUUCUUGGAGGACCAUCUGAAUUUAUUACAAUCUCCGGCAAAAGCUCGGACUUGAUGUUUAAGUUAAAUUCUCAAACAUUAAAUUUUAAAAUAAGGUCAUUUCACGAAGUUGCCAUCGAAAAAUUAAUAAUAACAAAUAUCUCCCAGUUACCUUUUGAAUACAAAACGUAUCUGAAUGAACCUGUUUUUGACAAUGACCUACGAGCAACAAUACGUGAAAUUGUUCCUCCAGAGAAAGUAUUACAACCUGAAGAAGAAACCCGGGUGUCGAUCAACAUACAACCUGGAGUUAUUGGCUACUUCCACAGAGUAUUCUUGUUAGAAAUAGGACAUCUUCCUCACAUUCCGAUUGAAUCUUUUGGUUGGGGUGUCAUACCGCAAGUUUAUUUAACAUUGCCAAGGCCAGGAUUAGAAAAUUUGCCAUUGGAAUUGGGUUACGAAGCUAUUGGUACCCUAACUAUUGAUUAUUUGGAGGCAAUCUAUGAAUUUUUUUGUAAUGACAGUUCAGAACAUUUGAAUACGCCAGAAACAGAAAAAUGUUUCGAGGAUCCCGAGUUUCAAGUAGACUGGCACAUAUGUUCUGCUUGGGACGGCUACCCUGACAUUAUGGAUAUUGAAUUAGCAAUCGAGAGGUUAUUAGCGGUGAAGCAUAUAAAACAGCGACCAGAAAUAUUGACCAUGUAUGCCAGAACUAACAAGGUUGUACCCAUUCCGGGUUUCAGUACAAUUCCGUAUUUGAUUGAUUUCGGAGUCGUUAUUACAGGCAGCAAAACGUACCGCUCUGUUGAAAUAAAAAAUUAUGGACCACUAUCUCUCAAACUACGUUUCGGUAAGGCAGUAGUCAAUCGCUUUGGUUUAACUUAUAAACUCGCUGCGAAAAUGGCUCCAGGUGAAAGUGGGAGGUUAGAUGUCACGUUUGCACCUACAGCCUACGAUUUUCCUGAACUAGAACAAACGUUUAACACGUCUAUUACAAUAGAGGUGUCUUAUGGUGUAACGAUACCAAUACAAAUCAAAUCUCUAUGCGCUGUGCCGUAUUUGAAAUGUAAUAUCGAUAAAGUUGACUUCGGAACCGUGAGAUGCGGGGAUGAAAAGGUGACUGCUGUCCCACUUAGAAACGUGGGUAAACCAGUAUGUAUUUGGUACGUGACGUUAAAGCAGAAAACACCUGGUCCCUGUCCCACGACGAUGUUGGAGACUUCUGGUAAAUACGAGGCAGGGGAAGGAGGGUGGCUGAGUAUAUCUUUCAAACCAAUCAUGGAGAUAUCGUACGAAGGGACGUUGAUAUUCAAGUUUCACAUGAACCCUACUAAGUUGACAAUACCGGUGGUUGGGCAGGGUGUGUUUCCACAUGCUCAUAUCAUCGGGCCUAGGGUGGUAUUUCCGCCUACUUUGCCAUGGGCAGAUACUACGGAAAUUUACUUGGGAAUCACUAACCCUUGCCCAUUUCCUAUCGAACUAAUUAUGGCGCAUACAGACAAGAAAUGGAAGGAGGAGGAUGAAAUGUAUGCGUUACUGGAUCGGUAUUAUAACAAACCUGAAGAGUUGUUGUUACCAGCAGUGAGACCCGGUGUGGGCAUGCCACCACCAGUACAAGCUUUCUUUGAUCGAUACAAGACUAAUGUUCAAAGAAAUAUAGAAGAAGAAGCAGCGCUCAUGAGUAAAGCACGAGGAGCGACUCCAACUAAACGAGCUAAGAGUCCUAGAAAAUCAAUGGCAUCAUCAAAGCAUGCUCAAGCAGAAAAAAUAGAAAAAGAUGCAUCUCCUAGGAAAUACCGCACCGAGGCCGAAAUCAUAGCUGAGAUGCAUUGUAAAGAGAUUGCUUACGCGCUAGGAAUGCACCUAGGCAUCCCUACUGUAAGUUUCGAUCUGUGUGUUGUUGAGGCGCUUUGUACCUGUGAAUGUCCCGCUAGAGAGACCUUGUUGACUACUAUCAACGAAUUGUACGAAAAUGUAAAGAACAAAACUGAGAACCAAAAUGAUGCGAAUGGUGAAGCAGAAGAUUUCUCAAAAUGGCUACAAGCAUAUGAAGAAGCUCAGCGAGAAACGGAACUCCUAGAAGAACAAGUUACUAAAGUAAUGGUCUACGAUGAAGAAGAAAUAAAAAAAAUCGUAGAUGAAUUUGAAGAAAUGGACGAGGAAGAAUACGAAAAUGCCAAUCCUGAACUUAAACAACUCUAUAUUCGACACGGUUUAGAAGCGAGAAAAAGAAAAUAUUUUGAAAAGAUGGGAAUGCCAAGUGACACCUUCACUAACCUCGAUAGACCAGACAAAAAGUCGGCAAAAGGUAAAGGGAAACAGAGCGAAGUAGUUGCCAUGCAACAAAUGUAUCAGGAAUAUAAUAAAAAUGUGUACGAAUAUCUCAUAAACAUCGCUAAUAAUUGGAUUAUAGAGGAAUGUGAGAUAGGAGUCCCAUUACUAAGUUUUAAUGGUCAGCUUUUGGGCGCCACUCAGAAGAAAAAUAAAUCAAAGAAAUCGGAAGUGAUGUUGGCGAUUAAAAAAUGCGAGUGCAAUCAAAUCACGGACUUAAAUUUGCUGGACGACUCUACACAAGACAACGUCUUGAAUAUUCUUUCUAAAUGGCACUGUACUUGCGGCAAAAAGCCUGGUUGCCGUGAUAAGCUUAAAAUAACCGCUGCGCCGACAACCAUAGGAAUACACAACGUUCUGAUACUGUUCUGCAUCAAAGACAAUCCAGAAAUAGUGGAGGUUAACGUCUCCUGUUGUGGAGUUGUGCCUAUCGUGGAGAUACUACCUGCCACCAAGACUAUUGACUACAACAAGAUUCUACUAUACAGGCGUGAAGACGAAAGGUUUAUUGUUAAGAACGACUCGAUAUUGCCCAUAAUGUGGAAAGUACGGAACACGGAGGACUUUGUGGAAGACUUCAUCAUAUCGCAGACCUCCGGGAUCAUACCUAGGAACGACAAUAAAGUGGUUCCGGUCACCUACAUCGCCUGUCGCGUUGGCAUUAUUUUUCAAUCACCUUUGAUUAUUGAUAUAUACGAUGAGCUGGGCCGUGGUGAGCCUAUGGUUGUGGACACCCUGUACCUAUCGGCGGAAUGUUACGACGUGAUGGUGGAGUGUGCCUAUGAGAACCCCAACGAAAGUUACCUCAAUUAUGGAAAUGUCAAGGUGAACUCUACAGAGUAUCGAGAGAUGUAUUUACUCAAUCGUGGGAAAUAUAACAUUUUUUACAAAUUAAAAAAAGUAAAAGACUUUCCGGAACCAGGUCUACUAAAAUCGUUUGAGGCGGACCCUGAAACUGGGGUAGUGCCUCCGACACUUAAACUGGUGGCCAUAGAGUUCCAGUGUACGCCCACCACCUCGAUGAACCUCGUGAAUGUACCUGCGUAUACGUGCUCCUUGUUGGACGGCAGCAAGGACCAGGUCGUCGUCGCCAAAUUCCCAAUCUGUGUCACGAUUGCAUCUUUCUACAAUACUUUUACUUUGUUCCCUCUUGGAGAGCUGAACUUCCACGUCAUAGCGGUUGGUAGUGGAGUGAUGAGAGAUGUUAUACUAAACAAUACAAGCAAGUGCCCUUUCAAUUACGAAAUUAUCAUUCCCGAGCAGUACCGGUCAGAUCCCCAGGCUGUCUCACAACUGCCGAAAGGAAAGGAUACAAAGUUAAAAAACCCCCCUAUCAAAUGUGGAAACUUCUUGAUUGUGAAUGAAGAUAAUCUACUAGCCCCCGGGACUAGUAGAACUAUUCCGAUUCAGUUCCUAGCCACGGGGCCUCGCAGGUUCGAGGAAACUAUUCAUUUCGUAGUGAGCGACACGUGCCCUUCUGAAGCACAGGGGGUUCCUCUUAGACUAGUUGGCACCGGGGCGAUGCCUACUCUUGACUUCUGGAAUCUAGACAACACUUUCAGGGAGCACCUUAUUGUGAGGAAUAUGUGUGAUUACAAAGUACCCGAGUCAUCUCCCCACUGUGUGUUCGUGGAAGAUUCAGUAACGUUCCACUUUUUCUGCGUAACUGUGAACAGUUCUCACAAAGGGCACAUAGAUAUGUACAAUAAUGGAUUUGUAUCGUGCAUACUCACCAUGAAAAUGCACUAUCAAGCGAAUACUUCUGCUGAAAUUUUUUCCUUGGACAAAUAUGAGUUGCAGAUAGAGCCACUAAUGCAUAAGCGGUUGGGUAUAAUUUUUAGCCCAAAGGCUCUCAAGGAAUACCGGGCAGUUUUGGAAGUGAAACUGAAGUUAUUACACAAUCAAGAAAAGUCGUUUAGUUUGUGUAUCACAGGGGAGGGUGUGAUACCUAGAAUUCGGCUUCUGAAGCCGCCACUUUGGCACCAUAGACUGGCCGUGUUGCGAUUCCCAGUGACCUGCCUAGGCUCAGAGACCAACAAAAUCAUACGGUUCAAGAACAUAAGCACCAUAACGAGUGUCGUCGUGUUGAAUAUAGAGCAACCGGACAACGACAGACCUGUAUUUUGGAUGAGAACUACCACAAAAUGUAUUAACAUGGUUGUUAGAGAAAAAACUGCUAAGAAACAAGGCACAUAUAUAAAGCUCAGUUUAAGACAGGAAGAAGUUGCAUCGGUGCAAGUAUUUUUCAACCCGUUAGUUAAAGGUCGAACUAACUGUGAAGUCAAAAUAAAUAUUAUUAAUAAUCUUUAUGAAUUCUUCACGGUAUUAUGCGAAGCCGAAGCAUUCAUGGAAGAUGUUAUACUGAUUGGGUUGGAGAUGCUAUCGAUGGAUUUUGAUACUGAAACUACUACAACCGAGCUCGGGAAGGUAGCGUCUACUGGCUCUACAACAGACAGUAAGAAGAAAAGCAAGAGUGCCCCGGUGACGAAGAAAAAAUCAAAAGAAUUUAAGAAGAAAACUCCACUAGAGUCGAAGGCGGAAGGUGCCAUAGAGCCGGCAGUACUCAAGUACCUAUUAGAUUUUGGAGGUUGCGAAAUAUGCACUGCACAAAAGAGAACUGCGAUUAUGAUGAAUAACUCCGAAAAAGUAUAUAAAUUCAUUUGGGAGGAGAAAGAGAACAUAGUCAUCAAACCGACCGUCGGUUACAUUUCACCAGCAGAAGAGAAAGACUUAGAGAUUAUGUUCUUCUCCAUUCAACCAAUUGUUAUAAAGAGGGAGCCGUUGAUCUGUACGUUGACGGCAAUCAGCGAUGACACUCUGACCAUGGAUUUGAAGGGAGCCACGUGGGACGACCGACAAACAAGAACAGUUUACGAGCAUAACCAAGAAAUAAGUGUAGAAGAAAGGACUGAGUGUCCGAUCGAAGAACAGCCGGUACCCCCGGCAGACUUCCUAGGUUUGAUCAACAUAAAGAUCCUCUACUCGGCGACCACCGAAUACACCAAAUACGAGUGUAACCUCACAGAGGAAAUGAAGUUGAAGGACACCUUUAUUUAUCAGACAAGGAGUUUCACAUUCAAAGUGGACAACGUCGGUACAGUACCAAUGAAAAUAACGUGGAACUUUUACAUUGACGAUGAGUACCCUGCUAGGAUAGACAAGCGCGUGCAUCAGAAAGAGUUGCAAGCUUCCCCGCCGGAGCCCACCGCCGAAGAGGACAGCACUAACCGUGCUGAUGGCAGGUCACUCGUACCUGAGACAGAAGAGAGCAAAGAGACCCUGGUGAGCGGCAGUAUCGGGCGGGAGAGCGUGGACACGUGGUUCGAGGUGGACCUGCCCUUCUCCAUCGAGCCCUGCAAGGAGUGCCUCAAACCCGGCGAGCAUCGCACCUUCAAAGUCACCUUUAAACCUCUAGAAGCUUUCGAAUUCAGAGUCUGCUUAAAAAGUUCUAUUGAUAACUUGGAUCCAUACGACCAAAAUAUAAGUUGCAAGAUAUUUGCGAAGUCUCUCAUUCCAUACGUGCACCUGGACCUGGAAGAGAGUGACUACCUGACCUCUGGCAGGCGGACGGUCACCAGCGUCGCGCUGCCGCCAUACAUGGAGGUGCUGGAAUUUAACGUGUUAGGAUGGGGAUGUUACAGGAAAUCUUUUAACGUGAUAAACCCUACGAAUGAAGGGUACGAGUUUGUAUUCGAGACGGUUCCUCUGAGCGAAUACAACGCUACCGAGCUUGUUCCCGUGCACUGUGACAUGAUGAAGGGCUUCGUUGAGGCCGGCACCUCCACUGAAGUCACGUUUACAUUUGCCCCCACGGCACCUGGGGUGUACGAAUCACAAUGGAGGUUCCUCAUCAGCACGUAUUCACUGACUAUCCCACUAAUGGUGGUGGGAUUCGUGCGGGAACCAGAUGUAGUUUUCGUGCCAACCAUAGUAGUCAUCAAGAACUCGUUAGUAGACUUCGUGUCGACACAUAUGGUCAUGUUGAAGAACAAUGAGAAUGAGCCGUUGCGAUUCGAGUACAAGGGGAACUCUCUAUGUAAUGAACUUGGGAAAGAGCCAAUCACUGUGACUCCUGAACGGGGAACGUUGAAGCCUUUAUCUGAAACACCUAUACGAAUAAGCUACAUUCCGAUCCAGGAUGGUCCGAUGUCGUUCAAAAUCUUCUACCACAUAGAGUACAUGAUGCAGUACCUGACGGUGUGCGUGAACGCUCUCAGCUACCUGGUGAAGCCCACCGUCACAUACUACAUCAUUGGCACCGAGCACGUGCUCGACCACAAAGUCAAUACGCGCAUACACUUGGAAGAGACUGCGUCAACAUACGAAAGAGUAAUUCUGUUCAAAAUAAAGAACAGUGGUUCAGCGACAUUUUUCUACGACUGGCAUUACACAUGUACGCCGGUGAGGAAGUAUCUUGAGGUGUACGUGGAGCCGAAAAACGGUUACCUGUCGCCUGGCGGCGAGGUGAACUGCAAUCUGCACUUUCAACUCAGACAAGUGCCCGUCUAUGAGUACCCUGUCAGUCUGUCUAUUUCUGACGGACCAGAAUACACCAUACAGUUAUAUGCUGAAAUCCAAAAGCCGUUGUAUCACUUCUCGUGCAAGGAAUUUGAUUUUGGCAAAUGUAUAGUUAAUGCACCAGAUCGGACUUACAAGAAGAACUUGGCUUUCACCAACGAUGACAAAGUUACGAUAAUACUCGACUUAAACACUGACAACGUACCAGAGCUGUAUGUCGAUUUUAAGGGCCAAGAACCAAAAGUCAACCCUAGAAAACGACUGAAAAUACCCGUGUAUUUCCGACCUAAGGAAGUAAAACAUUACGAGUUCAAACUACAAUUUUGGGUCAAUUCCCUUGUUGAAGAUAUAGUCACCAUUAGAGGAGAAGGUGUUCCCUUGUUAGUUGAUCUUUACGAAGGAUGCCAGAAGAGUUUCGACCUGGGACCAGUGAAAGUAGGCAACAGGAUUGUACGGGAAAUUGAAGUUAUGAACCACAGCAAAGUGGCAAUAGACGCUGCUUUUGUUUUCAAGAAUUUCUAUGAUUAUGAAAUUGAUGAUGACGCUGCUUCAUAUGGAACGAGUAUUUGUCUUGACCCCGCUCAAAGCGUCAAUGCUGGGCCAUCUAGGAUUAAAAUGGUGCAAGCGUACCGGGAAGAUCUGAUGAAGAAACAAACAGCAAUCGAUAUUAAGAACGUGAUGUCUUCUAUAAAGGUGGUUCCGUCCAAGUGCGUCAUCCAACCACAUAGAAAAGUGGCCAUAAAGAUACUCUUCAAACCAGUUGGAUUAAUAAGCUUGCUUAAAGUUCAGCUGAAUGUGGUGGUGUUAGAACUCGUACGGCCUCUGGUGCUGAUCAGCGGCAGCGCUACCGGCAUGAGCUUCCGAUUCAGCCAGGACUCCAUGCAGUUUGGCCGAGUGCGCAAGCGCGGGUGCAAAGUAAUGAAAGUCAAGUUGCACAAUGAAGGCGAUUACGGCGCCAAAUUCUGGUGGCAACCUUUGGUGUCGGAGGAAUUUACGGUCUUCCCGAUGCAUGGAAUGAUUGCUGCUCGAACCAGCGUCUCUUUUGUCAUCACGUACAGACCUCUGAAUUUCAAUCCUUACGUUAAACUUUGGGCGAAUUUGAAUAUUGAAAACUACAAGAGUCUAGAGCUGGCUCUGUACGCAUCCUGCGUAGACUUUGGAGCGCCACAGAACAAGACUUUAUAUAUGGAGUGCCCUGUGCGCUCAGUCAAGACGGAUUAUGUGGUUGUUGUCAAUCCUACCGACGAAGAGUGGCUAGUCAUAUCCGAAAUGGAAGGAACGUCGUUUGAAACCGUACGGGAGUUCCAUGUCGAAGCUAAUAGUUCGUACGAGAUCCCGAUACAUUUCAAACCGAAAACUGUUGGGAAACACGAGGGAAAGGUGCUGUUCUCACCGCUAGGCGAAAGUGCUUUGUUCGUGCUUCUAAUUGGAGCCGCCGUGCAUCCAGACCCUAACGGGGUUUACAACAUCAAUGUACCCGCUAAGAAGUCCCACACUGAAUAUCUGCCGGUUUAUAAUAUUACUGAGAAACCAGAGACAUACGCGGUGAUGACAGAGUUGGUGAAGGUGGUUCCGGACAAGUUCGAGGGCUACUACGAGAUCAAGUGCCCGGAGACAGUCAAGGUGUGGGGCGAGGCGACCGCCACGUGCCAGUGGACUUACAUAUGCUUCGAGCCUUGCGAGAUGAUACUCAAAGUAAUGUUCGUAAACGAAAAGACGAGAGAGUACCAAUUCUACGAAGUGAACGUGCAAGUGACUCCCAGUCAGAUAGUGGCGACAUUGAAGUUUGUAUCACGAGCGCGGGAGUCAGUCCAACAAGAGGUGAAGGUUGCUAACCCGCUGCAGCAAGAAGCCGUCUUCAAUAUCAAGUGCGACAAGCUGUCCUGUGCUGAAGUCAUCAAGGUUGCUAGGCAGUCUGAGUCAAAGUUGCAAAUGACGUAUUCGCCGCUGGUGGUGGGCGAGUUCGAGGACUAUCUGACGAUAGAGAACUACAUCGUGGGCACGUACAUGUACCGCGUGGUGGCCACCUGCCUGCCCGCCAAGGAGAAGAGCAUGGAGUUCACCACCUCCUUCGGCAACUGCAUCCCUAUACGGCUGCGCGUGCAAAACAAGAGCGACCAACUUGCGCACUUUAAUGCUACGGUCGAUCACCCGGCUAUCAAUGUGGAGAAGGAAUACACGCUCCCCGCGAACGAGAAGGGCAAAUUCCUCGUGUGGUUCGAGCCGACACAGCUAGGAGUGCAGAACAUUAAAGUCAGCUUCUACUCGUCCAUUGCUGGAGAAUUCGUUUUUCGUAUAAAAGGAACAGCGACUGAACCGAAACCUCAGGGGCCGUUCGACGUGAAAGCUGGCUGGUCCACCGUGAUCAAGUUUAAGAACGUGUUCGACGACCACAGGACGUUCAAAAUAACCUCUGACCGCGAGGAAUUUUAUGUGAAAUCUAAUUUAGAACAAUUGAAAGCGAAAAAGGAUAUGCGUGUAACGGUGUACCUGGUAGAGAAGCCGGCAGGCGGGUGGAAGGACCCGGUCACCGGCACCCUCACCAUCGAGACCUUCGAACCAGCAGAGCCCAAGGUGCAGUGGACCUACUUCCUGCAAGGAAUACCCUGAGCUUCAAACCACACUCCGUAUUCUAGAAUCUACAUUUGUUUUUGUUAACCCUAUUUUUAGUACUUAUUUAUUUAUUGCUAUUAUUAAUGCUCAAUAC
Messenger RNA from Pectinophora gossypiella (pink bollworm), 13470 nucleotides. RefSeq names its product hydrocephalus-inducing protein homolog. Lineage: Eukaryota; Metazoa; Arthropoda; Insecta; Lepidoptera; Gelechiidae. Gene Ontology annotation, biological process: cilium movement; axonemal central apparatus assembly. The record is from RefSeq and is a predicted model, not a curated record. Bases 99 to 13373 code for a protein of 4424 amino acids. Gene Ontology annotation, cellular component: axoneme. The transcript is spliced from 72 exons.